Molecule: messenger RNA, 2838 nt
Organism: Puntigrus tetrazona (Sumatra barb)
Lineage: Eukaryota; Metazoa; Chordata; Actinopteri; Cypriniformes; Cyprinidae
Product: carboxyl-terminal PDZ ligand of neuronal nitric oxide synthase protein-like
Exons: 10
Coding region: 397-1677 (426 amino acids)
Molecular function (GO): nitric-oxide synthase binding
Source: RefSeq, a predicted model, not a curated record
ACCAGAGGUUGAAGAGAGCAACGCAAAUAAAAACCUGUCACUGGCAAUCCAGAAAUCACUCGCAGCGCCUCUUUUAAUAAACUUCUAGCCGAGGCACUCGAACGACUUGAGCCGAAGCCAGACUCGCAUAAACGCAGCUGAUGUCUGCGGGCUGAGAGAGGGGGAAAGAGAGGCGCCCAACCCAUUUCUUUUGUGCCGAAGCGCCUGUGAUUUCAUUCAGCUUUUCCCGGGCUGCUACUAUAAUGGGCUCUUUCGCUUUGAACCGCUCUUGUAUCCGCGACUCGUUUUCCGCCGGUUAAACCGGAGCCGCCUUUUUCUUUUUCUUUUUUUUUUGAGUUGGCAGCAGUUCGGGAACUGGCUGAUGAAAUUUCUCGCCGAGCAUCUGGACGGGUCCCAAUGAAAAUGCACGGGAGAAACAGGUACAACCUGGUGGACGAUGUGGCGGAUUCGCGGGUCCCGCUUCACAACGAGGAAGCGUAUCAACACGGAAUACACUUCCAAGCCAAGUAUGUUGGCAGCCUGGAUGUCCCGAGACCCAACAGUCGAAUGGAAAUUGUCGCUGCCAUGAGAAGAAUCAGGUAUGAGUUUAAAAUUAAGAACAUCAAGAAAAAGAAAGUCAACCUCAUUGUGUCAGUGGAUGGUGUCAAGGUGGUUUUGCGCAAGAAGAAAAAGAAACAUGACUAUAGCUGGGAUGAAAGUCAAGUGACACUGGCCCAGGACCCCAUUUUCAGAAUAUUUUACGUCUCUCAUGACUCACAGGACCUGAAGAUAUUCAGUUACAUAGCAAGAGACAAGAAAAGCAAUGUGUUCCGCUGCAAUGUCUUCAAAUCGAAGAGAAAGAGUCAAGCCAUGAGGAUAGUGCGGACCGUGGGUCAGGCGUUUGAGGUGUGCCAUAAACAGAGUCUAGACAACGCUGACGCAUGGCUUGUGAAAGGUGAGGAAGAGAAAAGCAAAGACGAGACUUCAGUUGCUGGCGGCGUCACUGAGAUGUCAAGCAACACUGGGCUGGAGAAAGAUGAAAAGGUGUGUGAAGAGCCGGUGAUGGAGUCGUCUCCUCUGUCCAGUCCUCUGUCCGUGAGCCAUCAGGUGCAGCUCCUGCAGAGAGAGUUACAACAGCAGGAGCAGAGGAGCCAAGCCGCCUCCGCACAGGUGGUUCUGCUGCAGCAGCAGCUGUCGGUGGAGACCAGCGCCAGGACCGAGGCUCAGGCUAGAGUCCAGCAGCUCCUGCAGCAGAACACUGAACUCCUGCAGCAUCUCUCACUGCUGGUCAAACACGUCCAAGAGCUGGAGCUCCGCGCUCGGCCACACAAAAACUCCCCCUUGGGAUCUCAAGACAGCCUUCUGGAAAUCGCCCUGCGUGCCAACAUGCCGGCUGUGUCGCGCGACCCCAAACCGAAUCCUCCCUCGAGCGCUCGCGAGGGCUUCCCUCUCUCAAACGGCCUCGCUCGGCUCGACGGCUUCUGUUUCUUCUCAGGAUCUUCAGAGCGGGAGAAGAAGCCGGAGCAGGACCGUGACUCAGGACAGGGUCAGGAUGAAGAUCAGUCGGGUGGUUGCUCUCCUCCAGGGAACCAGUUUCUCUGCACACUGGACACACCGGGAUUCAGAGAGUCCGGUAUCGCAUCCGGAUAUGAGUCUAACACUGAUGAGAGUGAUGACCGGGACAGCUGGGGCCACUGACUGUGUCUGUGUGUGAGACUGUUGCUGCUGAAACAGCUCACUUCAGCUUUUGCAUUGCAGCUUCAGCUGUCAGAAUUCAUAUACAAAUACAUACCAAAAUAUAUAAAUAUGUAUUAAAUAUAUUUAAUAGUUAUAUAAUAAUUAAAUUAUGCAGAUCCCAGCCAGUGGGUGACCAGGUUGUCCUAAUCAUCCUCAAAAAAUUGUUGUACAGGUUGAAAUUAGCAUAAAAAGCAUAAUAUUCUGCCCUCAUGUUGUCCCUCAUGUUGUCACAAACAUGCAAAUAAUUUUUUCUCCAUACAAUGAAAGUCAGUGGUUUUUAUUUAGUGUUUUUUUGGACCCUACUGACUUUCAUCACAUGGACAAUACAUAUAUUUAACUAAGACCUUUUUCAUAAUAUAUUAUUUAAAUUUUUUAAUAAAUUCAAAUAGUUUCAUUCUGCAAGGAUGCAUUAAAUUGAUCAAACAUUACAGCAAAUACAUUUAUAAUGUUAAAUAAUAAUAAUAAAAUAUAUUCCAAAUGUCUAAUUUUAUGUAUUUAUAAGAUCUCUUUUCAACUUUCUAGCAUCAGCAUAUUAGAAUGAUUUCUGAAGGAUUACCGCAGUGGACACUUUACAGGCAUACAUAAAUACAUUUAAUGCCAAUUUUAUUUUAACUGUUUACUUUUUAUUGUACACGUUUUAUAAUGUUCAUCACAAUGCUAUGCUUGUUGGAUUGUUGUUUUUGUGAGCAUUUCAUGAUUUGUUUGCCAGUAUUACUAAUGUCAGGCUUGACUAUGUUGCAGCAGUACUAAAGCGAAAGACCAGAAAUGAUAAAGAACAUGUUAAACUCAAUGUGUAAGCAUGUUUUACCUUUACUGUCAAUUUUGCAGCUGAGCAGCUUGAACUGUUACACAGUUAUACCAAUGUCAAAACACAAGUGAAAGUAUUUGUGCAAUAAUGUCAUAUGGUGUUUAUCAGCCUUCUUUCUCUAUUACUUUUUUAUUUCUGUUUCUUAGGAUGAGUGUAGCAAGUAAUACUAACACUGCAUAUUUUGUGCUAAAAUCUUGUCUAAAGGCUGCUGUGUUGUAGCAUUUGUUUUUCUUUAAAUAAAUUAGUGUUGGUGGAUCUUAGUUCAUUUUACCCUUUGUAAUAAAUGAAACUCAAUAAAUGAAAGUCAUUUAAGA